Molecule: messenger RNA, 1546 nt
Organism: Pezoporus flaviventris
Lineage: Eukaryota; Metazoa; Chordata; Aves; Psittaciformes; Psittacidae
Product: cytoplasmic tyrosine-protein kinase BMX-like
Exons: 3
Coding region: 263-538 (91 amino acids)
Biological process (GO): multicellular organism development; protein phosphorylation; positive regulation of kinase activity
Cellular component (GO): signaling receptor complex
Molecular function (GO): transmembrane receptor protein tyrosine kinase activity
Source: RefSeq, a predicted model, not a curated record
GCCUCCCCAGCUGACCUUAGCCUUGUUGCUCAGAGGGCCCUGGCUGCCUCCUCCCAUCAGCAGCUGGGAAGAGCAGCCACACAGCUGCACCUUCCUGCACAGAAGUGUGGAUCAGGCUGGAAAAGGCUGUUUGAGCCCUUAUCAGCCUCCUUGGUGAAACCAGAGCUCUGCUGUGUGCAGGUGACGCAGCUUGUGCAGCUCUUUAUUGAACACCAGGAAGAACUCCUUGGGGAGGAGGUGGUUGGGCCGGCUAGUGAGGGGGAUGAGGAGCCACCAGCACCUCAGACGGCACCAGAAACAGCAGAGGUAUCUUAAUGUGGGAGAUGUCACUUUGGGAAAGCACCCCUACAAGGUUUAUGAUAACAUGAAGGUGAUUGAGAAAGUUUUUCAGGGAUACAGACUUUAUAGACCGCAACUGGUUCCAGACAUCAUCUACCAGAUAAUGUACAACUGCUGGCAUGAGCUACCAGAAAAGCACCUUGCCUUUUAUCAGCUCUUGUCUUUUUUUGAGGCACUAAGAGAAGACAACAGAUCUUGAAAAAGAAGACUCUGCAUACUGGUUCCAUAUCACCUGUCUUCUAUAUGAGAGCUAAGUCUGAAAUCUGCCUGACAUUAGCUAUCCCUAUUAUUCUGUAUGUUAGCGUUCUUCUCAUUUAAUCAGCAUUCUGGGGAAAGAAGCAUAUGGAGAAAGCUUUUGUAACACUCUGUAGGUGACAGAAUUUGCAAGGAUACUGAGGUAGAAUAUAAUUCAUUUUGUUAACAUUGUCUCAAAAGACUUUUCAGACACUGAGAUAUAUAUUCCAUUUGUGUACACUCCUUCAGUGCAUCAAGCAGUUAUUAUUUGGCCUUAACUGCAAAUGUAAACAAGGAAAUAUAUGCUUGUUAGGUUUUUUUCUUAUCAUAACUCACCUGAAUGUGUUUUUUCUCUGUAAUCACCUGAAACUGAUGCCUGAAGUAGGUCAAAUUUAGAACUGCUGCGAGUGACAGAAACACAGGUUAUAGUCUUGCUUUCAAUUACUAAGAAAUUACUACUGGUAAAAUAUUAUAUGUUUGCUUACAAGCACUAUUGACUUAAGUUUCAGUCCUCAAGGUGUACAUUUGAUUUCAAAUUAUUCUAAGCUACAUAUCUAAGAUAUCUGCAUCUUAGCAGAUGAGGUAUUUACUAGAGCGUUAUUGCUUCCUGCUGCAGGUAAAAAUAGAGAAAAAAAAAGUUUUAUGCAGAAUUCCUUAGUCAUUGCAAUAGCAAAUGGUAAAUUUGCUGAUCUCUAUAAAACCUGAAGAAAAUUAAAAAUGCUAUCAAUAUAAUUACUUUGCCAAAUACUUUACUACUGAGGAGGUGAAAUUUGGCUCCUGACUUUAACACUUAAAUAAGAGCACCCAACUUUCAAAUGUGCUCAGCACUGCACAAAUUAGUGCUAACUUCAGUAAGUCUAGAGUUACCAAAUACAUCUGCAGCUAAAAAACUGAGGCAUCUAAACUUAGACACUGGCGUUUACAAAAUGCUGAUCUAGUACGUAUAAAAUAAGGGGGGUUUAAAAUAAAGUCU